Drosophila takahashii is the source of this 3270-nucleotide messenger RNA. It is a transcript of the gene Clbn, whose product is annotated as Nuclear export mediator factor NEMF homolog Clbn. Gene Ontology annotation, biological process: rescue of stalled cytosolic ribosome; ribosome-associated ubiquitin-dependent protein catabolic process. Gene Ontology annotation, molecular function: ribosomal large subunit binding; tRNA binding. Gene Ontology annotation, cellular component: RQC complex. Lineage: Eukaryota; Metazoa; Arthropoda; Insecta; Diptera; Drosophilidae. The record is from RefSeq and is a predicted model, not a curated record.
UUCACCGAUAUUUAAUUUCGCCAGGGAAUAAAAUUGUUUUUAUUCCGUUUCCUUUAAGGUUUUUACCUAUAUAUUAUAUAUAGCGAACUUGUGAAUAUUUAAUGAUAAGUUAGCUAGUUAGAUAAAUCCCAUUUUUUUCGUUUUCCGUGUUGACAUUGUUAACUUUUGAUCUGGAACCAUGAAGACACGUUUCAAUACUUUUGAUAUAAUCUGCGGAGUGGCCGAACUGCAAAAGCUGGUCGGCUGGCGAGUGAAUCAGAUCUAUGACGUCGACAACAAGACCUAUCUCUUUCGGAUGCAGGGAACCGGUGCGGUGGAGAAGGUCACCCUGCUGAUGGAAUCCGGCACUCGAUUCCACACCACCCGCUUCGAAUGGCCCAAGAAUAUGGCACCAUCCGGGUUCAGCAUGAAGCUGAGGAAGCAUCUGAAGAACAAGCGCCUGGAGAAGAUCCAACAACUGGGCGGCGAUCGUAUUGUGGACUUUCAGUUUGGCACCGGCGAUGCUGCUUAUCAUGUCAUCUUGGAGCUCUACGAUCGCGGUAAUGUGAUCCUGACCGAUUAUGAAUUGACUACGUUAUAUAUCCUGCGUCCCCACACGGAGGGCGAGAAUCUGCGCUUCGCCAUGCGCGAGAAAUAUCCCGUGGAACGGGCCAAAAAGGCCACGGACGAACUGCAGCCGGAUGCGCUGGAUAAACUGCUGGAAAAUGCCAGGAAUGGCGAUUACUUGCGACAGAUCCUGACGCCCAAUCUGGACUGCGGUCCGGCGGUUAUAGAGCAUAUCCUUCUAUCCCACGGCUUGGAUAAUCUCGUGAUAAAGAAAGAAGGAGCCGAGGAAAAUCCCGAAGCGGAGGAAAAGCCCGAUAAAGGUGGCAAAAAGCAGCGUAAGAAGCAGCAGAAUGCCAAACUGGAUCAGAAGCCAUUCGAUAUGGUUAAUGACCUGCCCACUCUUAGAAAAGCUGUCAAGUGCGCUCAUGAUCUUAUUCUCGAGGGAAACAGUGGCAAAACCAAAGGCUACAUUAUCCAGGUGAAAGAGGAGAAACCCGCGGAGAGCGGAAAAGUGGAAUUUUUCUUCAGAAACAUCGAAUUUCAUCCCUACCCCUUUGCUCAAUUUCAAAACUUUGAAAAGGCCACAUUUGAGUCUUUUAUGGAAGCUGCCGAUGAAUUUUACUCAACGCAAGAAUCACAGAAAAUUGACAUGAAAACGCUGCAUCAGGAGCGUGAGGCAUUGAAGAAGCUGUCCAAUGUUAAAAACGAUCACGCCAAGCGUCUAGAGGAGUUAACCAAAGUCCAGGAUGUGGACAGAAAGAAGGCAGAGCUCAUAACGUCCAAUCAAAGUCUGGUGGAUAAUGCAAUUCGGGCCGUUCAGUCGGCUGUCGCCAGUCAAUUGUCCUGGCCGGAUAUCCAUGAGCUGGUCAAGGAGGCCCAGGCAAACGGCGAUCCUGUAGCCAGUUGCAUAAAGCAGCUUAAGCUGGAAACUAAUCAUAUAUCGCUUGCACUCAGCGAUCCCUAUGAUAACUAUGAAGACGAGGAACUUAAGACGCCGGAGGUUACCGUUGUGGAUGUCGAUUUAGCUCUAUCCGCUUGGGCCAACGCCCGUCGCUAUUACGACAUGAAACGUUCGGCUGCUCAGAAGGAAAAGAAAACGGUGGAUGCUUCCCAAAAGGCGCUUAAAUCUGCGGAGCGCAAAACACAGCAAACGCUCAAGGAAGUUAGAACUAUUUCUAAUAUAGUAAAGGCACGGAAAGUCUUCUGGUUUGAAAAGUUUUACUGGUUUAUAAGCUCUGAGAAUUACUUGGUUAUCGGAGGAAGAGAUGCGCAGCAAAACGAGCUUAUCGUUAAAAGAUACAUGCGUCCGAAAGACAUUUAUGUGCAUGCCGAGAUUCAAGGUGCCUCGAGUGUAAUUAUACAGAAUCCCACUGGCGAAGAAAUACCUCCAAAAACGCUGCUGGAAGCUGGAUCUAUGGCUAUAUCAUACAGUGUUGCCUGGGAUGCGAAGGUGGUGACGAAUUCCUAUUGGGUGAACAGCGAUCAAGUCAGUAAAACCGCACCAACUGGAGAGUAUUUGGCAACUGGUAGUUUUAUGAUCAGAGGAAAGAAGAACUUCCUACCUUCCUGCCACUUGACCAUGGGUCUAAGUUUACUUUUCAAGUUGGAGGACAGUUUUAUAGAAGCCCAUUUGGGAGAACGUAAAGUGAGGACCUUAGACGACGAUCAGAUAGAUCAAAAUGUCAAAGAAACCGAAGUUGAACACGAUCUUUUGUCCGAAGGAGAAGAUAAUGAACAGGACCCUACUGCAAAUGCAACGGAACCAAGUUCCAAUACCGAGAUCACUGCUUUUCCCAAUACGGAAGUUAAAAUUGAACACGAUACUGGUCGCAUAACAGUCAGAUCCAACUCCUUAAAUCCAGAGAACGAGCCGACUGAAGAGACAGAAGAAAAAGUUGUCGAAAAACUUCCCAGUAAACCAGUAGAUGAGGAAACGACCAUUAUUUUGGCUGGUCCAAGUCGGAAAAAGCAAGUUAGUGCCAAGAAGACCAAGGAAGACAAGGCACGAGCAAAGGAAGCUGCCAAGCAGGAAGUCGCUCCUGCAACCACUGAGCCCAAAAAUCCAUCGCAGGUCAAGAGAGGUCAGAAGGGAAAGCUGAAGAAAAUGAAACAGAAAUACAAGGAUCAAGAUGAUGAGGAGCGUGAGAUUCGUAUGAUGAUUCUGAAAUCUUCCGGCAAGGAGAAGCCCCAGGCAACUGCCGACAAAGUGGUGGAGAAGAGUGUGGCCAUAAAAGAGUUUGUAAAGCAAGAAAAAAGUGCAGCUCCCAAAAACCCCGUGGAAUUGGAUGAUGCCGAUGAUGUGCCCGCCGCUGGGGAUGUGGAUAUACUUAACAGUCUGACUGGACAACCCCACGAGGGAGAUGAGUUGCUCUUCGCAAUUCCAGUAGUGGCUCCCUAUCAGGCUUUGCAAAAUUACAAAUUCAAAGUAAAGCUCACCCCAGGAACGGGUAAAAGAGGAAAGGCUGCGAAACUAGCUCUCAACAUCUUUGCCAAGGAAAAAGGCUGCAAUACUCGUGAGAAGGACUUACUGAAAAGUAUAAAGGAAGAGUCGAUGGCAAGAAAUAUUCCAGGAAAGGUCAAGUUAUCAGCCCCGCAACUGCAAAAGUAUCACAAAUAAAUAAAUAAAUGAAAUGUAUACAAAAUGUUGAGCCAUAAUUAUAAGAAGUGUUUUAAAUGCUUUUAAAAGAAAUGCAAGUUGAUUAAAUAAAAGAGAAUGUAUACAGA